Molecule: messenger RNA, 1935 nt
Organism: Drepanopeziza brunnea f. sp. 'multigermtubi' MB_m1
Lineage: Eukaryota; Fungi; Ascomycota; Leotiomycetes; Helotiales; Drepanopezizaceae
Biological process (GO): S-adenosylmethionine biosynthetic process
Cellular component (GO): methionine adenosyltransferase complex
Molecular function (GO): methionine adenosyltransferase regulator activity
Source: RefSeq, a predicted model, not a curated record
AUGACGUCCACCAUCCCGGCGCAAACAUCGGCGCAAGCCCUCCAGGACUACACCUUUCCACGGAGCCGUCUUCGCCUCACCCAACAACACCAAAACAAGACACCCCUAGUGCUCAUUGCUUGCGGCUCUUUCUCGCCCAUCACAUACCUACACAUGCGCAUGUUCGAGCUGGGAGCCGACUUUGCCAAGUUCAACUCGGACUUUGAGAUAAUGGGAGGGUACUUUUCGCCAGUCGGAGACGCGUAUAAGAAGGCCGGCCUAGCAAGCGCCCAUCAUCGGCUGGCAAUGUGUAACUUAGCUGCCAACCAGUCAUCGUGGCUCAUGGUAGAUCCUUGGGAGGCCGUGCAGAAAGAAUACGUGCCGACCGCUCAAGUGCUCGAUCAUUUCGAAUAUGAGAUCAAUGAAGUGCUGGGAGGUGUGGAGAAGCCGGAUGGAACACGAGUGAAGUGUCGGAUUCUCUUGCUGGCGGGAGCUGACUUGAUUCAGACUAUGUCAACUCCUGGCGUCUGGUCUGACAAGGAUCUGGACCAUAUUUUGGGCCGAUAUGGAGCAUUCGUGGUGGAGAGAACAGGAACAGAUAUCGACGAAGCGCUGACUAACCUUCAACCUUGGAAAGAUAACAUCUACGUUAUUGCACAAUUGAUACAGAAUGACAUAUCGAGCACAAAAAUCAGACUGUUCCUGCGGAGGGAAAUGAGUGUCCAGUACUUGAUCCCCGCACCGGUGAUUAACUACAUCGAAGAGAAUGGCCUGUACGAAGACGAUAGUACUGAUUCGAAAAUGAAGGCAAAGGAGCAUAUUUCUGGAAAGUCUGACUCGAGGCUUGGAAUUACACCAGGAGAAGUCGACGAGGAUAUUUGCAUGUGCCUGUGUGUCUCCCCUGACCGCGAAGAACGUGCCCUUGUUGGUAUAGGAGUAUGGAGCUCCAGGAUCAUCUCCACAUUGAAGCUCCUCCCCCGCGACGAGGACCCCACCAACAUCAAAAUGACCAGAAAAGCUCUCAUCACCGGCGCAACAGGUCUGCUAGGCAGGCAGGUAGUCAAAGCCUUCGAGCGCGGCGGCUGGGACGUUAAAGGCACAGGCUUCACUCGCGCGAACCCUCCCACGAUCUUGAAGCUCGAUCUGGGCUCCGAGGCAGAUGUCUCCGCUGCUAUCCAGGAACUCAAACCGCAAGUCGUAGUCCACUGCGCUGCCAACCGCUUCCCAGAUAAAUGCGACAGCGACCCUGUGGGCACACGAGCCCUGAACGUCGAAGCCUCAGCCUCCCUCGCCCGCCUAUGCGCCGCCUCCUCUACCCUCCUCAUCUAUAUCUCGACGGACUACGUGUUCCCCGGCCUGGAGGGCGACGCGCCGUACGAAGCUACGAGCACACCCAGCCCACCGAACUCGUACGGGCUGACGAAAUGGGACGGCGAGAAGGCUGUGCUGGCUGAGUAUGAGAAAGCUGGCAAGCAAGGCUGGGGCGUUGUGCUGAGGGUGCCAGUGCUGUAUGGAAAUGCUGGCACGCCGGCGGAGAGUGCUGUCAAUGUCCUGAUGGAUGCUGUUUACAAGGCGCAGGAGAAGGGUCAGGGUGUCAAGAUGGAUCACUGGGCUAUCAGAUAUCCUACCAAUACGGAGGAUGUUGGUCGGGUUCUACAAGAUGUAGCGACCCAUUACCUCUCCACAGACGAUAAGUCCUCCCUGCCCACCAUCCUCCAGUUCUCCUCCGAGGAUAAAAUGACCAAAUACGAGAUCUGCGAGAUCUUUGCGGAGAUUAUGGGCCUGCCGCUCGAUGGCAUGGUUGCAAAUACCGAGGGCAAUGAUCCGAAUGCGAGUGUCAAGCGGCCGUAUGACUGCCAUCUUUCGACCAAGGUGCUGAAAGAGUUGGGGAUCAACGUUGCGACACAGGAUUUCACGGCUUGGUGGAGACGUGAGGCUAGGGCGUAUAGGAAGUAA